AUGACGAAACAGGACGUAGAUGAAGGUUUGUAUCUCAAGCCAGGGGAAGUAGACGCUGGUACUUCAAUUAUUGCUGUACGUUUUAAAGGUGGCGUCGUGUUAGGCGCUGAUUCUCGUACAUCUACGGGCACAUAUGUGGCAAAUCGUGUGAGUGACAAACUUACGCCUCUUCACGAUCGAAUUUACUGUUGUCGUUCGGGUUCUGCAGCCGAUACGCAAGCAUUAAGUGACUAUGUGAGUUACUAUUUAAGCUCUCAUAGUGUUGAGCUUGGUCGUCUUCCUAAAGUUGGUACUGCUUCGAAUCUAUUUCGUUCGUUGUGUUACUCGAACAAAGAUCGUCUCUUAGCGGGAAUUAUCGUGGCUGGAUGGGACCCUAUAAAGGGAGGUCAAGUGUUUUCAAUUCCUAUUGGUGGAGCAAUGGUCGAACAGGAUUUUGCCAUUGGUGGAAGUGGUUCAACGUACAUUUACGGCCUUGUGGAUGCCGAAUACAGGCCGGACAUGACCAAGGACGAGUGUCAGAAGUUUGUCAAGAAGGCACUGGCUCAUGCAAUGGCACGUGAUGGAAGCUCGGGUGGAGUCAUUCGAACGGUCACGAUCACAGAAAACGAAGUCGUGCGGGACUUUACGAGUGGUGACGAGCUUCCGUUCUCGAUCUAG
Peronospora farinosa is the source of this 657-nucleotide messenger RNA. NCBI's taxonomy places the organism in Eukaryota, Oomycota, Peronosporomycetes, Peronosporales, Peronosporaceae. The record is from the annotation of a GenBank genome assembly.